Macadamia integrifolia is the source of this 1068-nucleotide messenger RNA. Its product is annotated as ankyrin repeat-containing protein BDA1-like. The record is from RefSeq and is a predicted model, not a curated record. Gene Ontology annotation, molecular function: protein binding. The coding region runs from base 193 to 813 and encodes 206 amino acids. The transcript has a single exon. NCBI's taxonomy places the organism in Eukaryota, Viridiplantae, Streptophyta, Magnoliopsida, Proteales, Proteaceae.
GCAGAGUUAAGUCGUCUCCAUACAGAGAGAGAGAGAAGGGUUCAAGCAGAGUAAGUCAUCUCCAUACAGAGAGAGGGAAGGGUUCAAGCAGAGGUAAGUCAUCUCCAUACAAAGAGAGGGAAGCAUUCAGGCAGAGUUAAGUGGUCUUCAUACAGAGAGAGUGAAGUGCAGGGAAGAAGAGAGUGAGAGAGAAUGAUACGAAGACUGUAUGAAGCUUCAUUGAGUGGAAGUCUCACAUCUCUGAUUGAACUCAUUGAGGAAGACCAGCUUAUUCCCGAUAGAGUUAUGGUCACUUACUUCAAUAAGACUCCACUCCACAUAGCAGCAAUGCUAGGCCACGUUGAGUUUACGAAAGAGCUUUUGAGACGCAAACCAGAACUUGCAACUGAGGACUCAAGAAGCUCUUCACCCCUUCACUUGACUUCAGCAAAAGGGCACCGUGAAAUGGUGAAAGACUUGUUGAGUGUCAACCCAAAUGUUUGUAGUGUUACUGACCAUGAUGGGAGAACUCCUCUUCAUCUUGCAGCGAUCAAAGGCCGUAUUGAUGUCAUGAUAGAGUUGAUUCAGACACUAGCUGAGGUCAUCCAUAUGAGGGUUGAUAGGGGAGAAAGCAUUCUGAACUUGUGUUUGAAGUACAACCACUUGGAGGCACUUGAACUAAUAUUGGAAUCAGCAAGUGACCAAGAAGAGCUCCUUAAGUCUAAAGAUGAUGAUGGCAACACUGUUUUGCAUCUUGCUGCUGCCAAAAAACCAAAGGUAAGAGUAAAUAUAAGCAUGAGUUAUCCCACCACACACAAACACUUAAGAUUUUAGCUAAUUUACACUUUUAGUAUUUUUCUUUAGCACACUGAAAUCCUUCAUAUGGGGGUGUGUGUGUAGGACAUUUUAAUGGGGUAUGUACAUAGUAGGGGUGUCAAUUUUAAUUAGGCCCACAACGGCAGGCCCAAGCAAGAAAACUUGAGACUGGCCUGUAAGAUUUCCUAUUAGGUGGGCUAGCAUAGUCAAAGAUUUGUUUCCAAAACCGGUUUAGUGGUGUUGACUAAAGAUGGAGUAAGCAGAAAGAAUCCA